Labrus bergylta (ballan wrasse) is the source of this 5641-nucleotide messenger RNA. The record is from RefSeq and is a predicted model, not a curated record. Lineage: Eukaryota; Metazoa; Chordata; Actinopteri; Labriformes; Labridae.
CGACCAAAAUCCAGAGGCUUUUUUUUUUUUUUUCCAACGGCAGCCGUCAAGCUCAAACGCUGGAGCAACCAACUAUCGCGAGAACGAGGAGCAGCGAGCGAGAAGAACGGGUCCAGGCAAGGCAAUAGCAAUAUUCAUAUUUAGCAACAACAACAACCUUUACGAGAAUCAUUUUUUUUUUCUUCUCCCCGUUAUGAAGCUUCAAAUAACGAUGAAAAAGUGUGGGAGUUUCAACGAUACACACGAAUGAAAUAACUGGACUGUGAUGUACAGGAUGUGGCUUAACUUCUCUGCAUGUAUGACAGAUGGCGAAGAAGGGGCAGACCUUGUGAAUCUCACACAUCUAACCUCCCCUAUCCUUGGAUUUACUGUCUGUUUGAAUCCAAUAUUUUUUUGUUAAAAACAUAUAAUCUAACAAAAUAAUGUAGCAAAAGGCUUAGCCUUAGAGAUAUUUGACCUCUUUUAACCCCAUCUUGCAUGGGUCUGGUACAUAUAUGCUCAUCAUUUUAGAUGGGGCUGAGCACAACACUUAAACUCACAAUCAUUUGUCAACUAUUAGACCAAUGUGCCGUGUUUGCCCCCAGUCAGCUGUGCAAUCACUUCAGCUUUCUGUUGUAUGUUUGAAGUGAUUUGAUAGACCAUCGAGUCAAGCCGUGUCCCCCGCCUUUCAGAAGCAUGAACGGCUCUCUUUUAACCCCGCCAAGCCCAGGGGCGGCUAACUCCUCUCCUUUACCUCCUUCCCCCUCCCCAUCUCCAUCUCCUCCUUCUCCCUCUCUGCUGCCCCUGUCCCCACGGCCGCCCCCUUUGCCACCUCUCGUGAGCCCUCCACCCCAGGCUCACCAAUCCUCCCUGUCAGAAACCCCAACACCAUCCCCCUCUCCUUGCCUGAGCUGGACCGAAUUCUGUGAGCUCCACGCCCGCGUCGCAGCUGGUGACUUUGCACGCCACUUUCGGGCCUUUCUCCUGGAAAACCCUCACUACUCCCCAGACUCGGCAGCCGCCUUCUGCCGGCGCUUCACUGACCGUUUCGUCCGUCACUUUCAGAGUGAACUUGAGGGGGCCCUUCCACCGAGCUGUACCUCUGGGAGGGACGAUAUGGUGAGCUGGGCUCCCCAGUCAGAUGCUACUUCCCUGGAAGAGGAGGCGGUCUCCCCCUUGUCAGCAUCUGGGGGAGGUGUCCUCCCAUGUCCCCCAGCCAACAUGACACGGGCCUCGUCCAAGGCUGCACCGACACGACUGGUGUUGGAGAACCGAAUCGGGGACAGGUUUCAGGAUUCUUACGCUCACGGCCAAGUCCUUCCUCCAUCGUCAUCAUCGUCAUGCUGCUCCUCAUUAGGAGGAAACAACGGAAGGCGUGAAGAGCGUGGGGCCAUGGUCGUCCCUGGGAAUGGAGAAGCACCGGUUGAGGAAGAGGAGGACAGCUGGUUAGGGGUAGCGUCUGUGGGGGAGGAUGUUGAGCCAGAGGAGCAGGACGCCGAGACCACAGAGGUGGAUGGUGCAGACCCCUCCCACACUCCUCAGAUUCCCUCUUCCUCGGUUACUCCCCCGCCUGGCUCCAAAGGUAACAGUACACCCAACUCCAAAAACAAACUUAAGAAGCGCUUUUCCUUGCGGAGUGUGGGUCGUAGUGUGCGGGGGAGUGUCCGUGGUAUUCUGCACUGGCGAAGCUCCUCCAGUGACUCUGCCCAGAGCCAGCUGCCCUCCAGCUACAGCUACACUAUGGGUGUGCAGGAUGCUACCUUGGUUUCUGCCUCAAAGAGGAACUCUGGUACACAGCCUCCAACACCCACCUCCUCUAUGCCUGUGUCUCUGUCCAUGCCCCUUGCCCUUCCCCACUCCUCCUCCUCCUCGCUGCCCCCCUCGUCUUCAAGCAGCGCCACCUCUCUGUCUCUGACGGAAGCUGCUCGGGACCGGAGGCGGAGCAAUGGCGAAGGAGGCGAAAAGGAGAAGUGGAGCCAUCGUCUUGAGAAACUCAGACUGUCACGAUCCCCACCUCCUAUCCUUAACCAAACCACCGCCUCCACGCUGCCUCCAAGCAGUGCUGCCGCUGCUGCCAUUGGGCCUCCAAGGAAGGUGGGCCGGCUAGUUCGUGAGGGCGGGGUGAGUGUGAGUUCAUCCAGCGACGAGUUGAGUGCAAGCCACGGCUUCUCUGGCUUCUCGUUUGGUCUGCUGCACCACAGUACGGACAACAACAAUGCUGCGUCAGCUUCAACUGCAUCAGCUCAGGCAGUACCGGUGCAGCCUCUGGCCAGUGGAGGGAAUGUGCCCUGGAGAGGAGGUCGCUGGCAUAAAUGUCGCCUGGUCCUAAGAGAGCGGGACAGAGAAGGUGGUGAGCGAGGGGAGGAGUACUACUUGGAAUUCUUCAUUCCACCUAAAUCGUCAAAGCCACGGCUGACUGUCCCCUGCUGCUCAAUCGUGGAUGUGAGGAGCACCACAGCACUUGAGGUCCCUGACAAGGAGAACACCUUUCUGCUGCAGCUGGAAGGACUGGCACAGUAUGUCAUUGAAACUCGUGAUGCUGUACAGAUGAGAGCUUGGCUGAGUGACAUAAGGAAUGGAAUUUGUCUCAGUGAACAGGAAGACGCUGAAGGUGUGUGUGGGCCGCUGGACAUCAGUGGGACACCUGAGAUUGUUGACCGAUUGUCGCAAGUGUGUUAUGGAGGUAUCGGGGGCUCCUCCCCUCUGAUGGAUCCUCUCCCACCGGAGCUGCCACCUCGAGCCCCUCUCGAUGAACCAGACAGCAGGAUUCUUGGGGGAGGUGGGGCGAGUCUGGGCACACCUUUUGCUGAGACACCAGAUGCCACAGGUUCCUUCCUGUUCUCGGACACGACUGCUUCAGAGGUGGUGGAGCACCCGCUCAGUGAGUGUCAAUGGUUCCACGGCACCCUUUCUCGUCUCAAAGCUGCUCAGCUGGUCUUGGCUGGAGGCCCGGCGAGCCACGGUGUUUUCCUGGUUCGACAGAGUGAGACACGGCGUGGAGAAUAUGUCCUCACCUUUAACUUCCAGGGCAAGGCUAAGCACCUCCGUUUGUCCCUGAACGAGGACGGUCAGUGCAGGGUGCAGCACCUCUGGUUCCAGUCCAUCUUCGAUAUGUUGGAGCACUUCAGGGUGCACCCGAUCCCUCUGGAGUCCGGCGGCGCCUCAGACGUCACACUCAUCAGCUUUGUGGGUGCCACCGCUGUUCGCCAGCCAGACUUGACCAGCAGACCCCGUAGCCCUCCUCAGCCUCCCCCCCUGCCGCCAGGCCGGCCGCCUCCUCCGACUCCUCCCCAAGAGAGAGGAAAUGAGACAGAGGUGGCGGUUGGCGGUGCUGCUGCUGCUGGAGGAGGAGGAGGGGGAGGAGGAGGAGGAGGAGGAGGAGGGGCACCUGUGGUGACAACAACAGGAGGAGGAGGAGCAGCAGCAGGUGGAAGUGGAGGCAGCGGAGGUGGUAGUGGAGGAGGAGUGGAGGACUGGGAGGAAAGGGACAGGGACACUCCUCUCCGCCAACUAGAAGCUGUGGAGGGAGAGGAGAGGGACGGAGCAAGGGCGCCCCGAGCCAUCGACAACCAGUACUCCUUCUUCUGAUGAAGGGAAGGACAGGAGGAUGAAGAGGAGGAGGAGGAGGAGGAGUGUGUAUGUGUGUGUGUUAAUGCCAGAGUGUUUGAGUGUGUGUGUAUGUGAGUGUGUGUGUGUGUGUGUGAGCGAACGUGAGUUUGGAUGAGGCGGCGUACAUCAUAGCCAUUCAUAACCAGUAUUUUUAUGUUGUUAGCGAGGUGGAGGAGAAGAGGAGGAAGAGGAGGAGGUAAAAACGUACUAACACUAUACGGGAGAGAGGGAGAGAAGAGUAAGCAGAUGAAGAGACGGCAGCUCAAGCCCUGUGAAGCCAGCAGUCCCAAUACCUCACAGCGGUCCUGCCGAGACAGCACAGGCCAGCCAGAGGCCAAACACACUCUACACACACAUGUACUGUGGCAGGUAAGACCCAAUACUUUACACUCUUACUGUUACGGAGAUGACGUCAAAGCUUGCUCCAUUUAAAACUCAACCCACGUGUGACAGUGGUUCUAGGGUUUUGUUUUUUUUAACCUUGGCCUACAUAUUUUCUGGUCUAAAUGACUAAAAGGUUCAAAUGUUUUUUUUCAAAUUACAGAUUUUUUUAAAUUUUUUAUAGUGAUUAACCUUUCCAGUAAUGGUAAGAUCUUUUUUAAAAACACAAUCAGCCUUGAACUCACUCUCAUCAAAGCCACCAGAAUCAAUGACUAGAUCUACAGCUGCCUUAAUCUGUUGGGUUUGUUCUUGUUGUGUUGAAUUUGGUGCUUGUAAUGGUUGGUUCGGAUCCAAUAUAGUAUUUGUGCAUCAUGCAAUAACGCAACAAAUUUGACGGACCAAGGCAGCAGUGGACCAGCAGUUCCCCAAUUCGCUGCAAAGCAAAUCAUUUCUUUUUUUUUUUUGUCAGCUGAGUUUGGUGGCUUUGGAAAAUCUCUUAAACGUAUAUACUUUUUAUUGGAUAAUUUUCUUUUUUUUAGCCACAUUUGAACACAACAAUAACGCUGCUGCUAUGAUAGCCUGUCUCCUAGCUGCUAAGUAAAGCAGUUUACUGGAGCACUUCCUAAUGAGGGGCCAGGCUACAACACCUACCUGAAACUCUGAAUGUAAAAUCGAGUGGAUGCAUGCUGAACUUUGCCAAUAAAUGAGGCAAAGUUCAGCAUCAGAGGAAUCAAACUGACAGGUUUUUGAAUGGAGUUUGGUUUGACUGUACCUCCAAAAAAAAAAAAAAGAGGAUGUAACGCUUUGGGUCACAGUGGCAUAUGAACUAGAGCAGGCAGGAAACAUUUACCUCAGACACACUCAGCAGCAUCACUAGGUCUAUGUCUCUCUAUCCUUUUCUCUCUCUCUCUUUCUUUCUGACAAACACUAAGAUAAGAAAGCUGAACUGGCAGAGAUGUGUCUUCUUUCUAAGAAAAAUUAUUGAUGAUACCAAUAACAAUAAUAUUGAUGAAAAUAAUAAUAAUAAUAAUGACGGUCAUGAUAAUAUAAGUAAUUUUAUUUGUUUUUAUUUUGUAUGCUUACUCCAUGUAACACAUGUUCCAACUCCAUCUUUUAAUUCAAAUGUGUUUGUGCCUUUUUUUAUUUUUGGGAUAAAAAGAAGGAAAAAAAAACAAGAUUUUACUAAAAUGCCUUGUUUUCAAGGCUGUACUAUACAGUGUCCUCACUCUCUUUCAUGCUGUCUUCUCCUCCUCAAGCUCAUCCUCCGUUCAUCAAAAAAAUAUACAGUUAGCAGAAAAUGUCAAUGAAAAUACCUACUUUUUCUACUUGUGCCUUUCUGUGUCUGCAUUCGUGUCGCUCUGUCUCCAUUCAUCUCUGAGUUUAGAGGUUGCUUUCUUUAUACACCAUGUAACGUCCCAAGUCAUUUCAACAGGUCUUUUCUUUGCUCAUGUAUUUGUCUAUAUGCACCCCUCCCCACCAAAUCCCCCAAACCCGUAAUCAUCAUGUUCUAUAUCCUUUUCUCAGUUUCAAAACUCUUUGUGCCUUUCUCUGUCUCUUUUCUCUCUUUGCUGGGACCGUGUUGAGGGCGGGCAGUGUUUUCUGUCCACCCGUGUGGUUAGUUUCAGGUACUACAUUGAAUUUAAUGAUAUAAUAUAAAUAUAGUGAAACAUGG